AUGUUUACAAAGAGUAACAGCAGAAGUGCAUUGGCUGGCUUGAAUUCAAUAGUGAAUUCAUAAAACGAUUCUCUUACUUCUCGAGCUUAACAUCAAAAUUAUGCUAAAAAAGAUUUAACAAUAUCAAAUUCUACUUCAAACCUUUCUUAAACAAUAUAGUAAUACUAAAUGCAAUUUUCUUCAUCUUCAUAACAAAUAAAUUAGAAUCAGAAGCACAAAUAUUUUCUGAAUAAUAGCAAUAAUGGCCCUGUGUAAAACGUUAGUUCAUCUUUAGAAAAAAAGCCUGGCAGUUAUUUUUUUAAAAAUGGAAUUUAAAACUAAUCAAAACAAUAAAAUCAAUACAUAAGUUAAUAAUUCUAACAGCUACAAAAGAGUUUUGACAGUUUAUAAAGAUAAAAUUCAAAAAGCGAAUUGAAUUCAAGUACUAGUGCUGUAUAAAAUAGAGUUAAAACAAGCAGAAGUAUUAUUAAUUAUAAUCUUCCUGAAUUAACUAGGAAUAAAGAGUAUCCUGCAUCUUCUAGGAACCUUUCUCCUAUCACUCUUAAUUAAUUGGAUUCUGAACAAUCACAAUUCCGAAAUAAUCUAAACCAAUAAGAAAAUCUUAUCCUCAGAAAUAGUUCUAAAUCUCCUUCUUCUAUUUUGAAUUCUAACAAUAACAACAAUAAUACAAUCAGCUUAAAAAAUAAUAUUUCUUCUUCCUCUACUUCUUAAAGUAAGAUACUUGGUUCAAAUAUCAACAUAUCAAAUAUUUUUAAAUCAUCAAAUUCUAAUCACUUAUUACUAAGUAACGCUAUUAAAAAAUAAAAUACUAGCUGCAAUUUAGCAAGCAUUAAUUAGCAAUAAAAUAAUUUAAAUUAAUAAAUUACAAGUAGUUUAAAUAAUGAAAACUCUAUUAAACCUCUAUCUUCUAUGAUCAGAUAAGAAAAAAGUUCAAAUUCUUAAAAUUUGAUUUAAAGAACUGAAAGAUCUAAUACAAACUACGAGUAAUCAGACCCAAAGAAGCAAAAAAUUGUCGAAAAUAUAAUAGAAAAUAUUCUUAAUACAGAACCUUCAAUUCAGGAAAAUAUUAAUUAAAUAGGAUUACAUGAAGAAAAUAGAAAUCUAUUGAAUAAUCAAAAAAAGCUAGCAAUCGAGCUAGAAAGCUUAAGAAAUGCUAAUUAAAUUUUAUCAAAGGAGAAUUAAGAACUUAAAGAAGCUAUAAAAAUAGAAAGAGAUAAAUUUAAAGAAGAACUUACUAAACUACUUUAUGAAAUAAAUAAUAUGAAAUAAUUUGAGGAUCUCUAUGUUAGUGAAAAAAGCUUGAAUGAAAAGAUUCAAUAAAAUUUAAAAAAAUUAGAAGAUAGUUUCAUGAAUUAUAAAAGCGAUAUUGUAGGACUUAUUUAUGAUACUUUCGAGAUAGUUCUAUCAACAAAAGGAUUUACAACACAUUUAAGAAGUGUUUAACUUUCUCUAGAAGAAUCACAAGAAGUAUAUAGAGCAUUCUUGAAGGUCAUUUCAAAAAAGUCAUCUGAUUUAAUGAACAAACUUAAUCCUUUUGUCAUAGACUUAGAGAUUCAAAAUGAAUUAAAAGAAUUUGGCAAUUAAAUCAAAAACGAUUAAAAAAACAUGUUCUUUGAAAGUUUGUAGAGUUUCAAUGAAAAAAAUAAAAAUUUCCUCUAAGAAAAGAGCAGCAAAUAAAACAACUUAAAAAUAAAGGAAGAAGGGUUAUAAAAAAAGUAAGUCUCUAAUGAAGAAAAAAAUUACUUAGAGGUCGUUUUGAAUGAUUUUGAAGAUGAUAGAUGUUAACAAUCAAGCAGUUAAUAACAAAAAACAGCUUUAUCUUAAUAAGCUUAGUCAGAUUAUGUGAAUGGCUAGUAAUAGGAGUUAUCGCAUUUAAAAAGCAUAUUGACUUCCACAAUGAGUCACAACAAUUUUUAGAAUAUUUAAGAGAAUGAAAAUAAUAACAACAGUAAUAAAAGUAAUAGUAGUAAUUAAAUAAAAAUUAAGAGUGUUUCACUUGAAACUAAGAGUAACCAAGAAAUCAGUUGUUAAUAUUCAUAGGAUUAACUAGGUAGCAGUAUUUAAUCUUCAAGAUUUCAUUAAAAAUCUAAUUAAGUAGAUAAAAUUGGUAUAAAGUUGCAAGACUACAUAUCAUUUAAUACAAAUGAUAAUUACCAAGAAGGUUAGAUUCAGUAAUUGAACAAUAUACAAGAAGAAGAAACUCCUUCUAAACCUUAACAAAAUCCAUUAGAUAAUUUCCUUUUAGUAACUUCGAGCUAUAAGAAUGAUUAAUUUUAAAUUAAUUUUUUGAAGGAAUAAGAGCUAAUUUAAGGUUUAGAAGAUGAUGUUUAGCAUGUAAAAGAAGCACCUAAUAUGCAAUUUGAAUUUUUAUAAAAUAAAUAAAAAAUAAAUAAUCAGUAAAAAGAAUUCAAAUAGAUUUAAAGCUUUGAUUAAUCUUUAUAAUAAAAUAACCUUAAUCUUUCUAAGUAAAAUUAAUUUUAGCCAAAAAAUUUUAUGCUGCAAUUAGUUUCACCUUCUUCUGAAUAAAGUUACAAGAAUAUUUUUGAUGAAAAAUAAAUUCAAGAAGAAGUAAAAAACGUUAAAAGCUAGUACAAUAAAAAUGAAUAGAUACAUAAUUAACAAGAUUAAUUAAAUCAAAAAUAGCAGCAGUAAUAUUAAUAAGAAAACCAUUUGAUUAAUAAUAUAGCUUAAGGUAAUAAUCAGAGUAUACUUAAUUCUAUAAAAUCAUAAACAGCUAGCAAUUUAAAAAUAAUUAGUAAUGCAAUUUCAAACAAAAAAAAUGUAAACUAAUCUGUUGGAAAUCUAAGUAAGCACAUGCAAUAGGAGAGCAUGGAAUCUUAAGGAAACAGUAAUGAUGGAUAGCUAAGUAGUGGAUAAAAUACAGUAAUAUACCAUCAUUCGAAGCAAGUAUCGUAGCUCUCUUAAUACAACUAAUCAAGUCAAAAAAAUAUAAUCUAAAAUUAAAAUAUAUAAAUGAAUGAGGAUGUAUAAACAAUAAACAGCAAAAAUUAAAACUCAAAAGAUAAGGAAGUAGAUAUUUAAGAGUUAUCUCCAUGCUUUUCUUCAUCAAGAAUGCACGAUUUAGAUAACAGCAAUUCAAUGAAUCCUUUAGAUAUACAUAAAAAGCAAAGUCAUUUUAAUAAAAGUUUGAUUUAAAAUAAACAUUUAAAUUAAAAUAGCAUACAUUAUUAGCCCUAAUAAGUCUAAGCUUAACAUAACUUUAAUUUGAAUGAAAUAAUGUCUGAUAGUAUCUAAGAAUCUCCUAAUAAUUAAACAAAUUAAAAUUUUAUUAAUAGUAGUAAUUCCUAAAAGACAUAUGAAUAAAAUCAAUUAUAAUAAUUGAAUUAAAGAGGUACCUAAAAAAGAGAAUUCUCUCAAAUUGAAUCUGUUUAAGAGAGCUAAAAUAAAGGUGAUGAAAACAUAGAUAGUACUAUGUCAGGUGAUGAGUUUGUCAUAGCUGAAUAUAAUUUUUAAGCACAAAAAGAAAAUGAUUUAGAGUUUUCCAAAGGUGAUAAAAUCUAGGUUUUAAAGAGAACAUAAACAGGUUGGUGGAUAGGUUUGUGUAGAAAUCGUAUCGGUUAUUUUCCAUAUGAAUGCGUUUCAGAAAUAAAAUUUUCUUGA
Tetrahymena thermophila SB210 is the source of this 3621-nucleotide messenger RNA. Its product is annotated as beta-Pak interactive eXchange factor Src-like 3 domain protein. Gene Ontology annotation, molecular function: protein binding. The transcript is spliced from 7 exons. Lineage: Eukaryota; Ciliophora; Oligohymenophorea; Hymenostomatida; Tetrahymenidae. The record is from RefSeq and is a predicted model, not a curated record.